CGGGAGAGGUGCUGACAGGGCGGAGCCGCCCGCUGGGCUCCGCCGGCUUCACCCCUCCCGCUCGGGACAGGUGGUUGGAGCGCGCCCCGCCUCCGCCAGCUGCGAGUGGGAGUGAGGGAGGGCCCGUCCAGGACCGCCGCCGCCAGCUGCGAGUGCGAGUCAGAGAGGGCUCGUCCGGGACGGCGGGGCGAGGAGUCCUGCAGCAGCAAACGGGUACCGUGGCGGCCAAAAAAAUGCUCCUGUACCGAGGGGCCCCCGCAGGCCCUGGCGUGCCGGGCUAUGGGCUUGCCCGGCCGGGCGGCGGCCCGCAGGCCUUCGGGAUCCGCCUGAGCACGAUGAGCCCCCGCUACCUACAGAGCAACUCCAGCAGCCACACGCGACCCUUCAGUGCCAUCGCGGAGCUGCUAGAUAAUGCUGUAGAUCCAGAUGUAUCCGCCAGGACGGUCUUCAUAGAUGUUGAGGAGGUCAAGGGUAAAUCUUGUUUGACCUUUACUGAUGACGGAUGUGGAAUGACACCUCAUAAACUACACCGAAUGCUCAGCUUUGGCUUUACAGAUAAAGUAAUUAAGAAGAGCCAGUGUCCCAUCGGGGUCUUUGGUAAUGGCUUCAAGUCAGGCUCCAUGCGGCUAGGAAAAGAUGCUCUUGUCUUCACCAAGAAUGGGGGUACGCUCACUGUUGGACUCCUAUCACAGACCUAUCUGGAAUGUGUCCAGGCCCAGGCAGUUAUUGUACCAAUUGUUCCAUUCAGCCAGCAAACCAAAAAAAUGAUUAUUACAGAGGAUUCCUUGCCCAGCCUAGAAGCCAUCUUGAACUAUUCAAUUUUCAACAGUGAAAAUGAUCUGCUGUCCCAGUUUGAUGCCAUCCCAGGCAAAAAAGGCACUCGUGUUCUCAUUUGGAACAUCCGCAGAAAUAAAGAUGGAAAGUCUGAGUUGGACUUUGAUACAGAUCAAUAUGACAUCCUGGUAUCAGACUUUGACACAGAAGAAAAAGGGACUGGUGGUGUUACCUCUGAGCUGCCAGAAACAGAGUAUUCUUUACGGGCAUUUUGUGGCAUUCUAUAUAUGAAGCCACGAAUGAAAAUUUUUCUACGUCAAAAGAAGGUGACUACCCAGAUGAUUGCCAAGAGCCUGGCCAAUGUAGAAUAUGGUGUAUAUAAACCUACCUUCACAAAUAAGCAGGUGAGAAUCACUUUUGGGUUCUCUUGCAAGAAUAAUAACCAGUUUGGAGUAAUGAUGUAUCAUAACAACCGACUCAUAAAGUCCUUUGAGAAGGUGGGAUGCCAGGUGAAGCCAACUCAUGGAGAAGGUGUGGGAGUAAUUGGAGUCAUUGAAUGCAACUUCUUAAAACCUGCCUACAACAAACAAGACUUUGAGUAUACAAAGGAGUACCGGUUGACAAUAAAUGCCCUUGCUCAGAAGCUUAAUGCUUAUUGGAAGGAAAAGACAUCUCAAGAUAAUUUUGAAUGCUCAGCCAUAGCCAGGUCAAGACCGAAGAUUCCCGACCAGACGUGGGUACAAUGUGAUGAGUGUCUUAAAUGGAGGAAGCUUCCUGGCAAGGUUGAUCCAUCUACAUUACCUGCAAGAUGGUUUUGUUACUAUAAUUCCCAUCCAAAAUACAGGAGAUGCUCUGUUCCAGAGGAACAAGAACUCAUUGAUGAAGACCUGUACUUGAGCAAAGCUAAGAAACAAGAUCAGACUGUUGAGAAGAAGGUGCCUAUGGAAAAUGAGAACCACCAGGUAUUCACUAAUCUACCGAAGAUCCCUACAGUUCAGGAUAUGGCUGGAUUUAAUAACAAGACAAUUGGAUAUGAGGAAAUUGAUAGCCCUCACCCGCCUCCAUCCGUUGAAGAAGAAAGCAGAACUCCUCCUCUUCAACUGAAGCCUCUGGACUCUGGUGUUUUCCAGUGUUCCAGUAAGUACAAAUGGAUCCUAGGUGAGGAACCUGUAGAGAAACGAAGAAGGCUGCAGAAUGAGAUGACAACACCUCCUCUAGAUUAUUCCAUGCCUGGAUCUUACAAGAGGGUAGAGGCAGCUGUUGCCUACCCAGAAGGGGAGAACAGCCAUGAUAAAUCCAGUGUUGAGAGAAGCACACCACCAUACCUUUUCCCAGAAUACCCAGAAGCAAGCAAGAAUACCAGUCAGGGUAGGGAGGUUUCAGUUCUGUAUUCAGAGGCCCAAGGCCAACGCCAGGAGUCCCUGCUCCCUGAAGAAUUAGAAGAUCAGAUGCCAAGAUUGGUAGCAGAAGAGUCCAACAGAGGUAGCAUGAGCGUAAACAAAGAAGAAGUGAACAAGGGGCCUUUUGUAGCGGUUGUUGGUGUUGCAAAAGGUGUUAGAGAUUCAGGAGCUCCCAUUCAGCUGAUUCCUUUUCACAGAGAGGAGCUUGCUGAGCGAAGAAAAGCAGUUGAAUCCUGGAAUCCAGUGCCUUAUUCUUCUGUGACUUCUGCCACAGCCAUUGGGGAGAAAGGAAGGAGCUAUGAGGAGAGUGGAGGUCGUAAUACACCAAAACUUAAGAACCAGAGAGAGCUAGAAGAAUUGAAGAGAACCACAGAAAAACUUGAACGUGUUUUGGCUGAAAGAAAUUUGUUCCAGCAAAAGGUGGAGGAGCUGGAACAGGAGAGGAAUCACUGGCAUUCAGAAUUCAAGAAAGUCCAACAUGAAUUGGUGACCUACAGUACCCAGGAGACAGAAGGCUUGUAUUGGAGCAAGAAACACAUGGGUUAUCGCCAAGCUGAAUUCCAGAUUCUAAAAGCUGAGCUGGAAAGAACCAAAGAGGAAAAGCAAGAACUAAAGGAGAAACUGAAGGAGACAGAGACACACCUGGAGGUGCUGCAGAAGGCUCAGGUCACCUACCGGACCCCAGAGGGAGAUGACCUAGAAAGGGCUUUGGCAAAGCUUACGCAGCUGCGUAUCCACGUCAGCUAUCUCCUUACUUCUGUCCUCCCUCACUUGGAGCUUCGUGAGAUCGGGUAUGACUCAGAACAAGUGGAUGGGAUCCUGUACACAGUGCUGGAGGCAAAUCACAUACUGGAUUGAGCACCAAACUAUAUAGUCUACUCUUCUUUUCUCAUCUCUUUUCUCCUUCUUCCUCCCUCCAAUUCUUUCUCUCUCUCUCCAUCCAUCCCUCCCUCCCUCUCUCUCUCUCUUCCUCCUCGCUCCCUCUCUUCCUCCUCGCUCCCUCUCUUCUCCCUCUUAACUCUCUUUCUCUCUCACACCUUUAUGCACUAUAGAGAAUCUUUGAGUAAAUCCUGGCUCUUAAUCAGUCUGCUUCUUACUCAGAUUUGGUGUGGGGAAAGAGGCCAGUUAAAUAGGCUUUCAAGAGUCCAGGAGCAGAAAAGCAGUAGUCACCAAGAUAGGUGACCUGAACGCUUUAACUUUCAUAUGACCUAAAUACUUGGCCUAUUUCAUAUCCUUUCUCAAACAGUUUGUAUUCAUUUAAGUUUAAUCAGUCAUCAGAUAUUGGGGCCAAUGUACCAGAUGUUUUGGCCAAAACUAAGAAGUAUAACUCUUGGUUCCGGACUUCAAGAAUCUAACAAUCUAGUUGGAAACACAAGACACAUACCAAGUUAACUAACUGUACACAAAAGUGUGUGGUUCGUACAAGUGAGUGGUGCAAACAUGAUACAGAAGAUCUGGGGAAGGUCAAGGAAGGCAUCAGUCACAUCAGAAAUGGGACCUAAACUAAGGUUUAAAGAAUGAGCAUGAGCAUACUGUUAACAGUGGUUGUUUUUUAGGCAGCAGAACUAUGGUUGAUGUUUUUUCUUCUUCCUAUCUUCCUACCUUUUUCAAAUUUUCUAUAAUAAACCUGUUAUUCUUCUUACAUUGGAAAAAAUAAAUUGUUUUAAAAAAGAAUGAGUAGGCUUGGAUUUAGAUAUUCAAUAGAGAUUAUGUGAAAAUAUAAGGUAAUGUUAUAUUUAUAGUUUAUUUUAUGUUUAACAUUACCUCUGGAAGAAUAGCAUGAACAAAGGCACAAAAAAACUGGAAUGUGAAAAAUGUGUUUGGUAGGAGUACUGAGUUAAUGUAAAGUGGACCAAGGUUAAGUCAUGACCCACCUACCAACACACCUCCCCCCACGCGUUUGCAUUUUAAUAAGAAAUUUUUUGAAAACAAACCUUCAAGGCUCAAAUUUAUAAAAUGUAUCACCAAGUUGUGGAAUCUCAGGUAGUGGCGAAGAUAUUUUAGAACAGGGAUACCUAUCUGAUAUUCUUCAGAAUACACCGAUCUACUCUUCAGGCUAGUGCUGAAUGAGGGGUGAAUCUCGUAGUAUCAGAAAUAAUAAAACUUACACUCUUGUAAAAGUAGACAUUUUAUUUAUCAUUGCUUUAUUAUAUUUAUAUAGCAUAUAACACUCCAAAGAGUUCAAGGUACUCUUCGAGAAACGUUGAACAAUUAACACAUAAAAAUAUACCAACAGUUGAAAAAUAGGAAGUGCAGGAGAAACAGUAAGAGGGAGGUGGUAUCAAGCAAUGGCAAAAGAUUAGUCCAGUGGAAUGUUUUGGAUAUUCAUUCCGUUUCCCCUCAGCAGAGUUACUUCAGAAGACAUUUCCCAGCUUAUUUUAUGUCCUUUGAAAGGGGGCCCAUCAUAAAUACUCCAGUGAGACUGCAAGGAAUGGGGGGAGGCCAGAGGAGGUAUCACCAUUAGAAUGAGUACUUAAAGGUAUCCCUGUCCCCUUACCCUCCAGCUCCCCACAACGCUAGCAUACCACAGGACGAAUUUUCAUGUUAGACAUUUGAAUUAUGACAUUGAAGGCCCCCAAUUGUCUAAAUAGAAAUGCUACUGAGGGAGAAGGAACCCGUUAAGCCAUUCUCUCAGUGAUGCUUGUUCACCAGAUGGGAGCUCCAAUGGGUGGGACCUUGUGCAGAUAUGGACAAUAUGGAUAGAAGUCUAGUAGAGGAAAAAUUGAGAGCAUUGAGGCUCAGCCUGUGCGUGGGCAAGGGCAGAGUAAGGAGGGCAAGCAAAAGGUAGAAAAAUUUAACUCAUCUUUUAAAUUUUUUUUUUUACUAGUGCUAGCUUUCACUGCAAUGCCUAGUCCAUGGCCCCAACCCCACAGUCAUUGUUCAGCAGUAGUUCCCUGUGUGAGUCCAUUACACUAGAGCUACCUGUUUGUUAGCUAUCUGCUAUAAAACCAUACCAGCAUGAGAUCCCUUUAAUUUAACGAGUGUUACAUGCCACUGUGGGGAGAUUGAGAAGUGUCCCCCAGCCUUACCAGAAUUUAUGAUCUAGUGUGGAAAUGAAAGACAUUCAGAAAAAAAGUGGGGGUUUUCUCCUGGCUUUCCUGUUAGAUUAACAUAAUCAUAAUUCUCCUUUCAAAUGUCUCUCACAGUUCCCCUUUACUUUUCAUUUCCACUAUCAGUAUUUAGGUCCUUGUUACUUUAUGCCUUAAUAACUGAAAUAGAUUCUUAACUGGCCUCCCUUGCCUCCUGUUCUCACUCCUUCAGUCCACCCUACUCACUGUCGCUAAAUUGCUCUUAAAGACCUCAUCACAUUACACUUCUGCUCAAAGACUUGCUAGUGCUCCCAAUUGCCCACAAAACAUAAUACAAAUCCUUAGCAUGGUGCUCAAAGCCCUUUGUGAUCCGGCUUCAACCAUCUUCUCUAAAUGCAUCUUCCAAUAUUCCAAAUGAAAAUCACAUACCAUUCACACUGAACUCUCCUUUGGUUUGUGGACAUGCCGCCUCCACCUAUGCUAUAUAAUUCCCUUCACCUGGAAUGUUCUCCCUCAUCAUCUUUCCUUUGGCUGAAACGUCAACUAUUUUUUUUUUUCCUGAAGCUUCCUCUGAUUAAUGCGGGCAGCUGUGACAUUUCUAUUUGAACAUUUAAGUCCUGUUGUGCCACUUAAAAGGUUCUUACCACAAAUUGUCUUGUCCUGUCUCCCCUAUUAGAAAGUUCCAUAUCCAAAUAUUCAGCUGCCCACUUUACAGUUACACAUCUCACAGGCAUUCAAAUAAAAUGUGUUAAAAAUAGUCUCUCUAGCACUGUUCUCUCCCCAGUUUUCCUCAUCUUAGGAAAUGACAGCUCCACUCAUUGAGCUGCUUACGCCGCAAACCUGGAAGUCAUCCUUCAUUUUCUCCUCUUAUUCCACGCAUCCUGUCUGUCAAGUCUGUCAAUUCUACUUCCAAAGCAUAUCCUGAAUCCACUUACUUUUACCACAGCCACCUUAGUCCAAACUACCAUUGUUUCCCAUGGACUACAGCACCUCCUAACUAGUCUCCCUGUUUCCACUCCUGUCUUACCCCACAAUUGUCUUAUCACCUCAGCUGCAGUGAUUUUUUAAAAAAUGCAAAUCAGUUCAUGUGACUCCCCUGCUUAAAACUCUUCAGGACUUCUCAUUUCACUUAAAAUCCAAACUCCUUACAACAUCCUACAAGACUCUGCCUACUUCUCCUACUUUGCCUCAUGCUUCUCUUUAUCAUGUGGCACUCUUCUGACUCAACUGUGGCCUUUCUCUUCCUGAAACUUCAAACUCUUAGAGCCUUUACCCAUGCUGUUCCCUCUCUGGAAUAUUCUUAUCCCCAGCCUUGGCAUGGUUGGCUAUUCCUCAUCCUUCAGGUUUUAGUGUUUAAGUAUCACUUCCCCGGAUGGGCCUUCCCUGACAGCCUUUUUCUCUCUCUACCCUAUUCUCUAUUACUGCAUCCUAUUUUAAUUCAUAGCACUUCUGACAAUUUGUAGUUAUGUAUUUGGUUGUUUACUUUCACUCAUUCAACAGGUAUUUAUUGGAUACCUACUAUGUGCUGUGUGAUACACAGUGGUGAAUACAACACAUGUGGUCCCUGUCUGCCUCCUUCACUAAUAAGUUCAAGGGCCAUGUCUGUUUUUGCUAUCCCAGAGCUUAUCAUAAUAACCCGGGAUACAAUAGGUAAUCAAUAAAUGUUUUUUGGAACACAUACA
This is a messenger RNA of Loxodonta africana (African savanna elephant), 6885 nucleotides long. RefSeq names its product MORC family CW-type zinc finger 4 (gene MORC4). Gene Ontology annotation, cellular component: nucleoplasm; nucleus. Gene Ontology annotation, molecular function: ATP hydrolysis activity; zinc ion binding. The transcript has 17 exons. The coding region runs from base 234 to 3032 and encodes 932 amino acids. Lineage: Eukaryota; Metazoa; Chordata; Mammalia; Proboscidea; Elephantidae. The record is from RefSeq and is a predicted model, not a curated record.